AUGACAUUCAUUGGAUUGGGAAAUUUUAUUCACUUUCUGAAACCGAAGGAACAGAAGUGGCUUCGGGAUAUCCUGUUUCCUUUUAUCUUCCGAUGCGCCAUGAAUAUUGAAAAAUUUAAUACAGAAACCCUUCCUUAUUGUUUUCGAUAUCAAGAAUAUAAUGUCUCCAUCCCGUUUGAUUUGGCGGUUUCUAUUGUGGCUUGUUCAUUCAUGUGUCUGUUACCCACGCAUCCCACUUGGAGUCUCUUGAUGAAUGAAGCCAAUUUUACAUAUUUCUUUGCUAGCAUAACCGACGCAACUUGCCCUCAGGCACAGAAACUUCGUCGAUUAUUUGCUUACUUUGAGCAUUGUCGGCUUGCUGAAUGCGCCUCGUCAAUCCUGUCCACCCGUGCACUACGUAUUACGCGGCGAGUGUUACCGGUUACACCACCACCUCCGGUUGUUUCGUCACAAAAUUUCGAAUGCAUGAGGCUGUGUGGGAAUGGUGGAAAACGCGAAUUAGUCCGGGCAAUGAGCUCAGUCUCGUUACCUUAUAUGUUGGUAGAUGCCUAUCGCUCGGUCGAGGCGGUUGCCCAUCGAUUACAAAUACCUAUGACCCAUUUCGUCAACGCCUAUGUUGGUGGCAAUGUGCUUCGUUCUGACGGACCGACGGACGAUUCUUUGUUCAUGCGAUAUCCUGACCUGUUAACUUGUCUACCGCUGUGUCACAGGCUAGAAGAUGCCGAAGCCUUGUGGAUAGACCACUUUCGCGGCCCGUUUGUCGAAAACGAGGAUCUGCCGUCAGAUGAUGUGGUUUUCAACCCAGACAAACUCAAAUGGCGUAGACUUGUAUGCAUGAAUACAAGUUGUUUUCCGAAUUGGGCUGCCGAACUGCAGUACUCUGAUGCAUACUUGAUCAAUGAGAUCACAAAAGCCUGUGCUGCAUUCUUCGGCGUCUCUCAGUCCACCGUGAUGGCGGUACGUUGCCUGUUUUUUCUCUCGAAAUUGAUCGUUUAUCACAACCCUUCCCGCGGGCAUUCGAAUUUAUUAUCUGCUCAUUAUCAAAGACCCAGACCCUGCACCCCGGAGUGUCUACAAAAUUAUUUGUUAUUCGGUUCGUUUUAUUUUGCCCACCAGGGUGUGGUAAACAGGAUCAAAUUUCAUAGUCUCGAGAACAUUCUGUUGAUUUAUAGGGACCAGCAAUCUAACUUCUGGAACUUGAAGUGGCGAUACCCUUAG
Echinostoma caproni is the source of this 1218-nucleotide messenger RNA. The record is from the annotation of a GenBank genome assembly. NCBI's taxonomy places the organism in Eukaryota, Metazoa, Platyhelminthes, Trematoda, Plagiorchiida, Echinostomatidae.